Penicillium argentinense is the source of this 2940-nucleotide messenger RNA. Its product is annotated as glycoside hydrolase family 35 protein. The record is from RefSeq and is a predicted model, not a curated record. NCBI's taxonomy places the organism in Eukaryota, Fungi, Ascomycota, Eurotiomycetes, Eurotiales, Aspergillaceae. Gene Ontology annotation, cellular component: vacuole. Gene Ontology annotation, molecular function: beta-galactosidase activity. The coding region runs from base 1 to 2940 and encodes 979 amino acids. Gene Ontology annotation, biological process: carbohydrate metabolic process. The transcript is spliced from 4 exons.
AUGCGCUUUUUCGCAUUUUUCUCCCUUCUUCUUCUGCCGCUGCUGUCGGCGGCGACGGAUAAUGGCAAGACUACCGACGUCACGUGGGACAAGUAUAGUCUCUCGGUGAAGGGGGAACGGAUUUUUAUUUAUUCGGGCGAAUUUCAUUAUCAGAGAUUGCCGGUUCCGGAGCUCUGGCUUGAUGUGUUUCAGAAGUUGCGUGCGAAUGGAUUCAAUGCUGUUUCUGUUUACUUCUUCUGGAGCUUUCACUCUGCCUCGGAGGGUACUUUCGACUUUGAAAACGGCGCACAUGAUAUUCAGCGGGUCUUCGACUAUGCUAAAGAGGCUGGUCUCUACGUGAUUGCCCGUGCAGGUCCCUAUGUCAACGCAGAGACCUCGGCUGGUGGCUUUGCUUUGUGGGCAUCAAAUGGUCAAAUGGGAAGUGCACGAACCAGUGCAUCAUCCUACUACGAAAAAUGGCGCCCGUGGAUUCUCAAGGUUGGCGAGAUCAUUGCCAAGAACCAGAUCACGAAUGGCGGACCGGUUAUUUUGAACCAGCAUGAGAAUGAGCUACAGGAGACGGUCCAUGAGGCCAAUAAUACACUGGUCCAGUACAUGGAACAGAUUGCUGAGGCAUUUAGUGAUGCGGGUAUCGUUGUUCCCAGCUCGCACAACGAAAAGGGCAUGCGCGCGCAGAGCUGGUCGACGGAUUAUCAAGAUGUCGGUGGUGCUGUCAACGUCUAUGGGCUUGACUCCUACCCCGGUGGACUAUCGUGCACGAACCCGGAUUCUGGAUUCAAUUUGGUCCGAACUUACUAUCAGUGGUUCCAGAAUUAUUCCUAUACCCAGCCGGAAUACCUCCCUGAGUUCGAAGGUGGAUGGUUCCAGCCCUGGGGAGGGUAUUUUUACGACCAGUGCGAGGCAGAGCACUCGCCUGAGUUUGCGGAUGUCUACUACAAGAAUAAUAUCGGCUCCAGGGUGACUCUGCAGAAUCUUUAUAUGGUUUUCGGCGGCACAAAUUGGGGUCACAGUGCUGCGCCGGUUGUUUACACAUCGUACGACUAUGCGGCGCCCUUGCGAGAGACCAGGGAGAUUCAGGAUAAACUUAAGCAGACUAAGCUUCUUGGUUUGUUUACCAGGGUUUCUUCUGAUCUCCUGCAGACCUAUAUGGAAGGGAAUGGUACGGGGUAUACUAGUGAUGCGAACAUUUUCACCUGGGCUCUUCGCAAUCCGUCUACCGAGGCGGGCUUCUAUGUCCUGGCUCAAUCUAAGAGUUCCUCUCGGGAUGUGACUACCACUUCGUUGAAUGUCAACACCACAGCUGGGGCUAUCACAAUCCCGGACAUUGAGCUAGAUGGCAGACAAAGCAAGAUCGUCGUCACAGACUACAAAGUCGGAAAGGCCUCCAGCCUCCUAUACUCAUCUGCCGAAGUUUUGACCUAUGCUACUCUCGAUGUGGAUGUCAUCGUUCUCUACUUGAAUAUCGGUCAAAAGGGUGUUUUCGUUUUCAAGGACGCACCAGAACAUUUGAUUUUUCAGGCUUACGGCAAUUCAAAUGUAACAUCUUCAACGUCAACCCAUGGAACUCAGUACUCCUACACGCAAGGUGAAGGGACGACAGUGCUCAAGUUUUCAAACGGAGUUCUUGUCUACCUGCUAGACAAAGAGACUGCAUGGAAGUUCUUCGCAGCCCCGACAACUUCCGACCCUCAUGUUUCGCCGAGCGAGCAGAUUCUCGCCCUUGGUCCCUAUUUGGUUCGAUCUGCAUCCAUCAAUCAGGAUACCGUCAGUCUCGUCGGUGACAAUGCAAACAAAGCAUCCAUCGAGGUCUAUGCGGGGAACUCCAAAGUCAAGAAGAUCAAGUGGAACGGCAAGUCCAUUUCAACGAAGAAGACCGCAUACGGAAGCUUGAUCGGUUCCGUCCCAGGAGCAGAAGAUGCGAAGAUCUCACUGCCAACUCUCAGAUCUUGGAAGUCUCAGGACACAUUGCCAGAGAUUAAGCCCGACUACGACGAUUCGCGUUGGACUAUCUGCAACAAGUCCACGACAGUCAAUUCCGUCGCUCCGUUGACACUCCCUGUACUUUAUUCUGGUGACUAUGGAUAUCAUGCCGGUACGAAGGUGUAUCGAGGUCGCUUUGAUGGUAAGAAUGCGACAGGUGCAAAUGUCACUGUUCAAAAUGGUGUCGCAGCCGGAUGGGCCGCUUGGCUGAAUGGUGUGUAUGUCGGCGGAGCACUAGGCCACCCAGAUCUUGCUUCGACAUCUGCGGAUCUCCAGUUCAACAGCUCCUCUCUUCGUGAGAAAGAUAAUGUCCUCACCGUCGUGAUGGAUUACACCGGACACGACGAGGCAAACGUGAAGCCAGCAGGUGCACAGAAUCCUCGCGGAAUUUUAGGGGCGCAUCUCGAGGGAGGAAGCUUCACUUCCUGGCGUAUCCAGGGCAAUGCUGGUGGGGAAGCGAAUAUCGAUCCUGUUCGUGGACCUAUGAAUGAAGGCGGACUGUAUGGUGAACGUCUGGGCUGGCAUUUGCCCGGCUAUAAAGCGCCGAAUAGUGCUGGCAGUGAAAGUCCGCUUGAUGGCUUCUCUGGUGCUAAAGGCCGUUUCUACAUGACAACUUUUAAACUGGACCUGGAUAAGGAUCUGGAUGUUCCUAUUGGGCUGCAGCUCAGUGCGCCAACAAACACCUCCGCCAGCGUGCAGAUCUUCAUGAAUGGGUACCAGUUCGGUCAUUACCUUCCGCAUAUUGGGCCGCAGACGCUGUUCCCAUUCCCGCCGGGAAUCAUCAACAAUCGUGGUCAGAAUAAACUGGCGAUUAGCAUGUGGGCGUUGACGGACGAAGGCGCUCAGUUGAGCCGGGUUGAGCUGAAAGCUUAUGGAGCGUAUCGGACUGGGUUCGACUUCAACCAGGAUUGGUCAUACUUGCAGCCGCAGUGGAAAGACAAUCGGAGAGAGUAUGUUUGA